UUCUGGGAGCUGCGAUUGGUUGAUACGAAAUAUCACAAUUCACGUUCGGGAAACUGAAACUUAAUGUGUCUGUGUCCACAAUGGAGAAGGUUUUAUGUAAAGUACACGGCAGUGUGUGUAUGUUAAAAACUGGCGUUAAAGAUGGACCAAAUAAGGGCAAAAGCUUCUACGUCUGCAUUGACAAGCAAGGCUGUGAUUUCAGCCAGCUGGCCAGCAUCUCAGCCUCCCACUGCCUCAAUCAUGAAGAUUCAAUGGUGGAACUCCAAGCUCUCACCUUCAGUCAACAACAACAGAGCCACAGGUUGUUCUACCGGUGUAUUGUGGGUAAAAAAGCAGGCCAGAAGUGGUGUGGAAACGUACCCUGGACUGCACCAGAGAAAGAAAAGAGAAACCCUCUAUCUGACACACAGGCACAGCCCUCCUGCCUGCCGCCUGCCCGAAACCCCUUCAAGGCCCCGGUUAAAACGGACAAGGACUCUGAGUGGAGGAGGAUGCAGUGUGGUGGAGGUGAUGUGAGAGGAAGAGAGGAGAAAGACAGUGAGGCAAGUCACAAGGACGAAAGAAAAGAGAGUUGCCAGAAAGAAAAUGUGGAGAGUAUAGGUGCAGGAGCGGAAAAAGAAGAGGAGGAAGGGAAGCUGAAUGCAUCAGACACGUAUCGAGGUAAACAACUUCCACCAGGGAUGAAGGUAAAGAAAAGAAUUUCAGAUGAAGAGAGAAAAAAAGCCAACGCUGAGGAAAACGUGGUGGAUAAGGUGCAAGACGAGACGAAAGAGAACCACAACAAGCAGAGGGAAGCUGAAAAAACAAGCCCUACCUACAGUGUCAAGGCUGCUCGUUCUGAGAAAAUCAAUCAAACCUCACAGGAUUCUCACAAGGACCCGGCCCAGCAGCCAACUGGCUCUGAACCCUCUCACAAGGAACAAACUGAUCCUACAGUAAAAGAGAGUGUUUCUAAAUCUGCGCCCGGUAGCAGUACCAAUGCUGCCAGACAUUCUGAUAAAACCAGGAGCCCCGCAUCUAACACUCCAACACAACCAGAGUACAGGCAAACCAAAAAUCACCAAGACGACGAUGAUGAUGUAGUGUUGGUGUCAGUGAAGCCUGCCACUCAGAAAACUCCUCCUGCUUCUACUAUCCAAAAGCCCUUGACCACCUUCCCAGGCUUUCAGCCAACCUCCAAGGUCAAAGGUCAGGUGGAAGAUCCCAGAGGACUACACAACAUGCUCACUGCUCAGCUCCAACAGAAAAAGGCCACUCUGUCUGUGGUGAAUGUGGCAGCUCUACCAGAUAAAGGGGAGAGGUUGAGGACUCAAGUCAAGGAGCUGGAGGACGCGCUGGAGUCGCUGAGCCUCACCGCUGCUUCUCAGCCUGAGUCCGAGGGUACAGAACGUAACAGCAAUGAUGCUAAACCAGGUUGCAGUCAGGUCAACCCAUUCAGUCGGCAAGGGGGCACCAUCCUGCUCCCUGCCCCCCCGGCUCCGGGCCCCCACUCUCACCAGGCCUCCGGCAGCUCCCUUGGGCUCCAGCUGAGCCAGGGAAGCACUCAGAUGUAUGGAGCAAACCCGCAGGUCCAGGCCUUCUACGGUGGCAGGAUGACUGAUGACCGUCUGCUGGCAGUGAAAAAUGCCACCUGCGAGGCCAUCGACCAUCUCCACAAAUCCCUGGAGUCCUGCCCUGGCCCAGAGGCUGAGGUCCCUGACCCUAAGGGCAUCAAGGUGUCGCUCCUGGCCCAUCAGAGGAGAGCUCUGGCUUGGCUUCUCUGGAGAGAAGCCCAGAAUCCCUGUGGAGGAAUUUUGGCUGACGACAUGGGUCUGGGGAAGACGCUGACCAUGAUUUCUCUCAUACUGGCCAAGAAGAGAGAGACAAAAGAGGAACAUGAGAAGAAGGAAGAGAAGAAGGCAGAGAGCUGGAUCUCCAAAACUGAUUCCAGCGUUGUGGUUUCGAAAGGCACUCUGAUCAUCUGUCCCGCCUCUCUGGUUCACCAUUGGAAGAAGGAGGUAGAGAGACACGUCAAGACGGGCAAGCUGACGGUGUAUCUGUAUCACGGCCCCAACCGAGAGAGAAGUGCCAAAGUGCUGGCAGAUUAUGAUGUGGUGGUGACCACAUACAGUCUGGUCUCUAAGGAGAUCCCAGUCCAGAAGGAGGAGGCUGAGAAACCCAACAAGGAUGCUGAUGAGGUGCCAUCACACUCGGCUCCUCUUCUACGAGUGGCCUGGGCCCGUGUGGUUCUUGACGAAGCCCACAACAUCAAGAACCCAAAAGUGCAGACCUCCAUGGCUGUCUGCCGGCUGAGGGCCCGCGCCCGCUGGGCCGUCACUGGAACACCCAUCCAGAACAACCUGCUGGACAUGUACUCACUGCUCAAGUUUCUGCGUUGUUCUCCGUUUGAUGAGUACAAACUUUGGAAAGCACAGGUUGACAAUGGCUCUAAGAGAGGCAGAGAGAGACUCAACAUCCUGACCAGGAGUCUGCUGCUCCGACGAACCAAAGACCAAAAGGACUCCACUGGAAAACCUCUGGUGUCUCUUCCUGAUCGGACCUGCGAGGUGCAUCAACUCAAACUGUCUGAGGAUGAGCAGGCUGUGUAUGAUGUGGUCUUCGCCCAAUCCAGAUCGACUCUGCAGAACUACCUGAAGAGACAUGAAGGAAAUGACGUGAACAAGAGAAACACUUCCAGUUCCAACCCCUUCGACAAAGUAGCCCAAGAGUUCGGUAUGCCCCAGGCUGACCCCGCUGUGUCGAGUUCCCAGCAGCCCCAGCAGGCAUCCAGCACCGUUCACAUCCUGUCGCUGUUGCUGCGCCUCCGACAAUGCUGCUGUCACCUGUCACUCCUUAAGAAGACUCUAGACUCGUCGGAGCUGCAGGGUGAUGGGAUUGUCUUGUCUCUGGAGGAGCAGCUCAACGCUCUGUCACUUUCCUCCAGCCCCUCAACAUCAAGCCCUCAUCCCAAAGACACAGUGGGCCUUAAUGGCACGCAUUUCCCCUCGCAUCUGUUUGAGGACAGCAGUGAGAGCACCAAGAUUUCUGCCAUUGUUUCUGAGCUGAAGGCAAUCAGACAGAAGAGUGACGAUCAAAAAAGUGUGAUUGUGUCCCAGUGGACCAGCAUGCUCCGAAUCGUGGCGGUUCAUCUGCAGCGGAUGGGCCUGAGAUACGCUGUCAUUGAUGGGACCGUCAACCCCAAACGCCGCAUGGAGCUGGUGGAAGAAUUCAACACUAAUCCUAAAGGACCACAGGUGAUGCUGGUCUCUCUUUGUGCUGGAGGGGUCGGACUCAAUCUCACUGGUGGGAAUCACCUCUUCCUCAUUGAUAUGCACUGGAACCCAGCAUUGGAGGAUCAAGCCUGUGACCGAAUCUACAGAGUUGGACAGAGUAAAGAUGUCACCAUCCACAGGUUUGUGUGUGAUGGCACAGUGGAGGAUAAGAUUUCCACACUACAGGCAAAGAAAAAGGAGUUAGCCCAAAACGUGCUGUCAGGAACAGGAAGCACCUUCUCCAAACUCUCCCUGGCUGAUCUCAAAAUCAUUUUUGGUGUCUGAGAUGGGAGAUAACUGAGCACUAUCAAACUCACAACUACAAUACCAGAAAGCCAUUUAUACACAUAAUCAAUAUACUAGUUUUACAUGUGUCUAUGUGUCAUUUAAGUUCUUAUUAUUUUAUUAUAUUAAAUCACAGGGAUGGAGCAAAAAGAGCAUUUCCUCCAUCAAAGUUAUUUUCAUUUCUGGUCACUGACCCAUUAUUGGAGUGAAGCAAAUAUUUGCUUUUAAACCCUGAUUGGGUUUAUUUUCUUUUUAAAUACCUUUUUUAUUAUUAAGUAUUGUGCUUUGUUGGUGUAUGUUUGUUGAUAUGAUAAUCAAAUAAAUUCAGGUGAUUGCAA
Thunnus maccoyii (southern bluefin tuna) is the source of this 3874-nucleotide messenger RNA. RefSeq names its product transcription termination factor, RNA polymerase II (gene ttf2). Gene Ontology annotation, molecular function: ATP-dependent chromatin remodeler activity; ATP binding; zinc ion binding. Bases 81 to 3536 code for a protein of 1151 amino acids. The transcript is spliced from 23 exons. The record is from RefSeq and is a predicted model, not a curated record. Lineage: Eukaryota; Metazoa; Chordata; Actinopteri; Scombriformes; Scombridae.